This is a messenger RNA of Cynoglossus semilaevis (tongue sole), 4141 nucleotides long. RefSeq names its product damage-specific DNA binding protein 1 (gene ddb1). Lineage: Eukaryota; Metazoa; Chordata; Actinopteri; Pleuronectiformes; Cynoglossidae. The record is from RefSeq and is a predicted model, not a curated record. Gene Ontology annotation, molecular function: nucleic acid binding; protein binding. Gene Ontology annotation, cellular component: nucleus. The transcript has 27 exons.
ACAUGCACGGACAAUCACAAACCAGCUAGCUACUUCCGGGAGCUUUAUUAUCAAUGAUUUUGUCACUUGUGUGAGAGUAAAACACUGCUCUGGUGUUUUGUUUUUGCUUGUUGUGAAACAUGUCGUACAACUACGUGGUCACGGCGCAGAAGCCCACGGCGGUAAACGCCUGCAUCACCGGUCACUUCACAUCUGCAGACGACUUGAAUCUGCUCAUAGCCAAAAACACGCGCCUGGAAAUCUAUGUGGUUACACCAGAAGGUCUGCGACCUGUCAAAGAAGUGGGCAUGUAUGGAAAGAUUGCUGUCAUGGAGCUUUUUCGUCCUAAGGGUGAGACAAAAGACCUGCUCUUUAUUCUCACAUCCAAGUACAAUGCCUGUAUCCUUGAAUACAAACAGAAUGGAGAGAGCAUUGACAUCAUCACACGUGCCCAUGGCAACGUGCAGGAUCGUAUUGGACGUCCAUCUGAAACAGGCAUAAUUGGAAUUGUAGACCCAGAAUGCCGCAUGAUUGGCCUCCGGCUUUAUGAUGGGCUGUUCAAAGUGAUCCCAUUAGACCGAGACAAUCGGGAGCUAAAAGCCUUCAACAUCAGACUGGAGGAGCUACAGGUCAUUGAUGUGCACUUCCUGUAUGGCUGCCAGGCCCCUACUGUCUGCUUUAUCUACCAGGACCCACAGGGACGCCAUGUGAAGACCUACGAGGUUUCUCUAAGGGAGAAGGAGUUUAAUAAAGGCCCCUGGAAACAGGAGAAUGUGGAGGCUGAGGCUUCAAUGGUCAUCCCAGUCCCUGAGCCAUUUGGUGGCGCUAUAAUCAUAGGACAAGAGUCCAUCACCUACCACAAUGGGGACAAGUACUUGGCCAUUGCACCACCUACUAUUAAGCAAAGUACCAUUGUCUGUCAUAAUCGGGUUGAUCCCAAUGGUUCCCGUUACCUGCUGGGGGACAUGGAAGGACGCCUGUUCAUGCUGUUGCUGGAGAAAGAGGAGCUCAUGGACGGAACAGUGACGCUCAAAGACUUGCAUGUGGAGCUGCUUGGAGAGACAUCUAUUGCUGAAUGCUUGACCUACUUGGACAACGGUGUGGUCUUUGUGGGCUCCAGACUGGGUGAUUCACAGUUAGUGAAGCUCAACGUAGACAGCAAUGACCAGGGCUCCUACGUGGCAGUGAUGGAAACGUUCACUAAUCUGGGGCCGAUUGUUGACAUGUGUGUCGUAGACCUGGAGAGACAAGGCCAGGGCCAGCUAGUGACUUGCUCGGGUGCAUUUAAGGAAGGCUCUCUGAGGAUCAUUCGCAAUGGCAUCGGGAUUCAUGAGCAUGCCAGCAUAGACCUGCCGGGAAUCAAAGGUUUGUGGCCACUCCGCUCUGAGGCAGGCAGAGAGACAGACGAUAUGCUGGUCCUGUCCUUUGUGGGUCAAACACGUGUGUUGAUGCUGAGUGGAGAGGAAGUGGAGGAGACUGAACUUCCUGGAUUUGUGGACAACCAGCAAACAUUUUACUGUGGCAAUGUGGCACACCAGCAGCUCAUUCAGAUCACGUCUGGCUCUGUUCGCCUGGUGCUCCAGGACACCAAGGCAUUAGUGAGUGAAUGGAAGGAACCACAGGGCAGGAACAUCAGUGUGGCUGCCUGCAACCACACUCAAGUGGUGCUCGCUGUUGGCCGUGUGCUCUACUACAUACAGAUCCUGGCAGGAGAGCUCAAACAAAUCAGCACCACUGAAAUGGAGCAUGAGGUUGCCUGUCUGGACAUCACACCACUGGGGGAGGUUGGGACUGAGUCACCGCUCUGUGCCGUGGGACUCUGGACUGACAUCUCAGCCCGUGUUCUCAAACUGCCCUGCUUCACAGCUCUGCACAAGGAAAUGCUGGGUGGAGAGAUCAUCCCCCGGUCAAUUCUAAUGACCACAUUUGAAGGCAGCUACUAUCUGCUCUGUGCCCUGGGAGAUGGAGCGCUCUUCUACUUUGGCCUGGACCUGCAGACUGGCGCUCUUAGCGAGCGGAAGAAGGUCACUCUUGGCACGCAGCCCACCGUACUGAGAACCUUCAGAUCACUUUCCACUUCCAAUGUCUUUGCCUGCUCCGACCGACCCACUGUCAUCUAUUCCUCCAACCAUAAGCUGGUCUUUUCUAAUGUCAACCUGAAGGAGGUCAACUACAUGUGUCCUCUCAACUCUGAGGGCUAUCCUGACAGUCUGGCUCUGGCCAACAACAGCACUCUGACAAUCGGUACAAUUGAUGAGAUCCAGAAGCUCCACAUCCGCACAGUUCCCCUCUUUGAGUCUCCCAGGAGGAUCUGCUACCAGGAGGUGUCCCAGUGUUUUGGAGUUCUGUCCAGCAGAGUGGAGAUUCAGGAUGUAAGCGGCACCACAUCAGCUGUUCGUCCCAGUGCCAGCACUCAGGCUCUCUCCACCAGCAUCAGCUCUAGCAAGCUCUUCCCCAGCAGCACCUCCCCCCACGAGACCUCUUUUGGUGAAGAAGUGGAGGUUCACAGUUUGCUUGUCGUGGAUCAGCACACCUUUGAAGUCCUUCAUGCCCAUCAGUUCCUGCCCAGUGAGUAUGCCCUCAGCAUGGUGUCCUGUCGUCUGGGAAAAGACCCUUCUGUGUACUUUAUCGUUGGCACUGCCAUGGUCUACCCAGAGGAGGCCGAGCCUAAGCAGGGACGCAUUGUUGUCUUCCACUACACUGAUGGUAAGCUGCAAACAGUGGCUGAGAAGGAAGUGAAGGGAGCUGUAUAUUCUAUGGUGGAGUUCAAUGGUAAACUGCUGGCCAGCAUCAACAGUACAGUGCGUUUGUACGAGUGGACAGCUGAGAAGGAGCUGAGAACAGAGUGCAACCACUACAACAACAUCAUGGCCCUUUAUCUCAAAACCAAAGGAGAUUUCAUCCUGGUGGGAGACCUGAUGAGAUCUGUCUUGCUGCUGGCCUACAAACCUAUGGAGGGUAACUUUGAAGAGAUUGCCCGUGACUUUAAUCCCAAUUGGAUGAGUGCUGUUGAAAUUCUGGACGAUGACAACUUCCUGGGGGCAGAGAAUGCCUUCAACCUUUUUGUCUGCCAGAAAGACAGUGCUGCUACCACGGAUGAGGAACGACAGCACCUGCAGGAGGUUGGGGUCUUCCACCUUGGGGAAUUUGUCAAUGUCUUCUGUCAUGGCUCACUGGUGCUGCAAAACCUGGGUGAAAGCUCAACUCCCACCCAGGGCUCUGUGCUUUUUGGAACUGUUAAUGGCAUGAUUGGUCUGGUGACGUCCCUGUCUGAGGGCUGGUACAGCCUUCUCCUGGACCUGCAGAACCGUCUCAACAAGAUGAAGCAGCAGCCUGUUAUUGAUUUUCUUUGACUGGGCUCCACCUGGAGGUCCUUCCACACUGAGCGUAAGACAGAGCAGGCCACAGGAUUCAUCGAUGGGGAUCUGAUCGAAAGCUUCCUGGAUUUGGGCCGAGCUAAGAUGCAGGAGGUGGUUAGUACGCUACAGAUCGAUGAUGGCAGUGGAAUGAAACGUGAAGCCACGGUGGAUGAGGUGAUUAAGAUUGUAGAGGAACUGACGAGGAUUCACUAACUGCACUACGAUCUGGGCUCCUGCUGCCCCAUGGAAGAGCUCAACAGAGGGAUUACAGUCAAAAUAGGGAGGGAUGGGUUUUGCAGAUUUGUAAAUAUAAAAUCUGUGCAUGUUUUGUUCUUCAGACUUCAAUGAUAUGUCUGUCAACUGAUGAAAGUACUCAACGUUUUAAGUGUAGAACUCCUGAUUUAGACCCACAAAGUCUCAUGGUGAAGUGCACGUCCACUUUUUUGGGCUCAGACAAAUGUUAGCAGAACUGAGUGUGUUUGAAUUUGUGUGUGUGUGGGUGGGUGUGUGUCUGCAUUAUUGCCACAGUGUAGACUGAUAUGUGACUAUAAAUAAGGAAGACUCCAGAAAUUCCUCCAAACAGUGAAAUCAUUCAUGAACAUCUUUUUGUGACAGCUGCUGAUGCUGAAGGAAAAAACGAUUUAUAUCCAAUCUGAUGGUGACAUGUUCCAAGGCUAUUGUUGAAGUCUGCAGUAAAACACGCCCUAUGAGACAGAAAUUGAGGAAAAGUGAUAGAUUUAUAGCUAUUUUGUCUGUGAUGUUUUUCUUUGUUUAUUUUAAUAAAUUCUGCUUUAGUACCGGUA